Molecule: messenger RNA, 1090 nt
Organism: Ornithorhynchus anatinus (platypus)
Lineage: Eukaryota; Metazoa; Chordata; Mammalia; Monotremata; Ornithorhynchidae
Gene: FAM204A
Product: family with sequence similarity 204 member A
Exons: 8
Coding region: 19-822 (267 amino acids)
Source: RefSeq, a predicted model, not a curated record
UUGCUGCGGGGUCCCAAGAUGGCCGCCGGGCGGCCCGAGGACGACGGCGACAACGGCGACGAGGAGGAGGAGGAGGAGGAGGAGCGAGCGACGGGGUCCGCGGCCACAGCGAGGAUGUGGAGCGGACUGUUACCUCCUGGGGUGAGCGAAAGCGACGUCGGGUCGGAUUCCGAGGACGAAGCCGCCCCGGGCAGCCGCGGGCUCGGUUCGAGGGAAGGGGAAGAGGGCGAGGCGACAGAAGAGGUCGCGUCGUCUCGCUUAGCCGUAAGCGGACCUGAAAGGAUGGCAGAGACGACGGCAAAAGCGGUCUGCGAAGAACGUCCCGCUGGAGUUUCCCCGCAGAUGUGGGAUAAAUUUCGAGACCUGCAGAAAAAAUACGUUGAACUGAAAAAUCAACCAAUUCCGAGAUGCAGAAGGAGAAAAAGAAAGCGUGGGAAAGAUCAAUUGAAAAAUGAUGAAGAAGUGGCUGGGAGUCAGCAGUCUUCAAAUGAAGACCAGUGGAAGGAGCUAACACAGUAUUUUGGAAUAAAUGAUCGAUUUGAACCUCUCAUACACAAUAAACAUCUUCAGAAGUCAGGCCUUGAAGUCAGCAUAGACAAGUCUGUGGCCGAAGGGGAUAUUGAAAAGGCUGAGGAGCUGAGUAACAGAUUAGCCACUCGGGAGCUCGGGGUCAAAAUCGCCAAAGCCGUUUCUUGCCGCAACUUCGUUCAAGCCAAAAAAGAUGCCGAAGCCUCCCAGGAAGCUCGGAAAAAGAAGAAACUGGCCUGGGGGUUUGAGGCGAAGAAGAGGUGGGAAACCAAAAGCAACAUGGGAUAUAUGUAACUAAAUCAAGUAUUUUUCCAGUAGCACUACACACUAGAAGCAGCUUUUAUUGUUUCGGUCCCUUAUGCGCUCAGCUUCGUUGUGAAAGUGAGUAGAUGGCAGUUAUUGAAACUAGACACAAGGUUUGUAGUUAAUUCCUUGUCUUUUAAAUCUCCUGAAUAACUGAAUGUCGGCAUAGUCUACGAAAACCAGUGAAAUAAUACCAAAGUGCUAUCUGUGAAGUUUAGUUAUUCGGCAAUGUCAAAUAAAAUUUUAGAUUUUACGUUUA